AUGGCAAAAUUGACUGAUGAUGCCGACUACGAUGCCGGCGAAACGUCUGAGAAUGUACCAAAUCGACUGUCUGAUGCUGGGAAUCAUGACGACUACUCUGGCAGAGGACUUCGGACUAGGUGCGUUCUACAUAGUCGCCCUGACAACAAGACCAAGUUGUGA
Messenger RNA from Protopolystoma xenopodis, 162 nucleotides. The record is from the annotation of a GenBank genome assembly. Lineage: Eukaryota; Metazoa; Platyhelminthes; Monogenea; Polystomatidea; Polystomatidae.